CCAGGUGCAGCCUCUCGGACGCCAAAAACCUUCCAAAGGCUGUAGCCUACGGGAGGUCUGACAGACACGAGGCCGGUAUGGCGCGAUAGCCAACGCAUGUUUUUUUCUGUGAGACAGAGUUAGAUUGGGCCCUCGGAGGCACAAAGCUGGGCUCGAUGGCGGGGCCGCCGGCGCGGAACGGGCGAAAAGAAGCCAUACGAAGAUGGACAAAGAUCGACCCGGAAAGAGCACUUGGCAGAACAAAGGCCGACCGAGAAAGGAGGCGGGAUGACGUGGAAAUAGGUCGGUGCAUGGCAACGGUCGCCUGCGUGGCGGGGACGAGCGUCGAGGGCCGGAUUAAGAACAAGCGGAAGCAGCGUUCUGGCGGGACUUGGACUGUCGAGGUUUACAAGGUCGCGACGCAGGACGGUGCGGGGGAGGGAGCACGUGGAUGAAAGUUGUUCCGGAUUUGGAAGCUGCCAUACUGGAUAACAAACGGAAGCCCAAAGGAGAAUGAAAGCGCACCUUGUCAGACAAAGCUGUAUAAAGAGACCCAGAGGGCGGUCAACCUCCCAACACCAGCAACGACUCCAGUUCUAUCAUCGUACAACAACGACAUCCAUCACCUAGCGUCAGAGAAGCACCAACCCUUGUAUUCACACCCACAAUCCUCCUCUUUCGUCAUCAUGUUCCAGGUACACCCCGCACACCCGACCAGCACAAAAGCCAUCUGGGAGGUCCAGGACUCUAACAACAACAUGGCCUCCUUCCCCACACAGCAGCCCAGCUCGGUCGCACUCCCCCGCACCCUCCAGCGCCCCCAGUACGCUGAGGUCCACCACUCAAACAUCGUCCCGCUCGCCCCCGAGCUCGCAAACGUGCCAGUCGAAUCUGCCUCUCUAAUUAAUGAACGCGUUCUUUCAUUUCAGCAUGAUCACCGGCAUCAACUCGCUCCAGACCCACCAUCUCCCCUCGACCAUGUCUCGCACUCAGAUCCAGUCCACGCCGGCCGUGACGAUCCCCGUGCGCGCUGUAGGCCCCCAAGCCUGCUACCCCACCCACGUCCUUGCACUCUCCGCGCCCAAGUCGGCCGGCGACGCGACGCUGCUCCUCACGCACGCCCUCGUCCUCGCAGCCAACUGCUCCGGCCUGCCACGUCUCCCCGCGACUGCACCCGCGACGCCUCAAGGCACCUCGGUUACCCUACCCGUUCUGCCCCUCACCGUGCCCUCGCCCGCCGCAUUCGCGCCGCUGCAUUCCUUCCUCUACACGCACUCGACGCGUUCGCUCCUCGCCGCACUGCUGCCUUCGGUGCCGAGUGCUUUCGUGAGCACGCUCAGCACGCCUGGUGCCAUUCGCGGCACGCUCGCGUCCGGUCCUGCGCUGCACACGCUCUCGGACCACCUUGUGCGCCACGUCCGCCCCGCGCAGCUGCCCGCCGUCGCGCAGGGCAUCGCUGCAGUCUGGCGCAACGCGGUCGCGCUCGGCGUGCACGACCCCGAGUUCUGGGACACGCUCGACCUCUCAUGGGAGGUCGUCCUCGGCGCGCUCAACCUCGCCGCCGGCGCACAGUGAACGCACGGAUUGCCUGCAUUGCCUGCAUUGAUGGUGAUAUACCCUGGGCGCGCAGCGCGCGGACCGGUCAAAACGAUUGCUCUCUGACGAACAGAAUGGAAACGGACGGACGGCACGUAUGCAUACUAAGAAGUCUCUCUCAUCUCAUCUCAUCCCAUUCCAUCUUCCAUCCUCAUCCCAACCUACGCCUUACUACUCGACUAAUUCCCCCCAUCUCUUCAUUGUCGCAUGAUUUCACCACCACUACCGCUUGUAUCCCUUGCUAGCUCAUCCUGCUCUUUCCUCUUGUCCAUUUCCCCCAUAUUCCCGCGCAGACGCGCACAUACCCCUGCACGCUUUUAGACACAAACAACCCAUUCUCAAACCCAG
Messenger RNA from Coniophora puteana RWD-64-598 SS2, 1923 nucleotides. RefSeq lists its product as uncharacterized. The coding region runs from base 910 to 1554 and encodes 214 amino acids. Lineage: Eukaryota; Fungi; Basidiomycota; Agaricomycetes; Boletales; Coniophoraceae. The record is from RefSeq and is a predicted model, not a curated record. The transcript has 2 exons.